AUGUACUUUGUUGUAAGCAAUUUAGCAGGUUAUUUAUAUCCUGCAUAUGCAUCCUUUAAAGCUGUUAAGACAAACGACGUACAAAGUAUAAUGUCUUGGUUGAUUUACUGGAUUGUCAUGGCUUUAUUCUCAGUUGGAGAAGAUACUGCAGAUAAAUUUGUUGCCAUUUUAUUACGAAAUAAAGAUGAUAUUCAUACUGUGGUUGAUCCUUCCACAAACUCGGCAGCGAUUCUCUACGAAUCUUUUGUUGUUCCAACCUUAACACGUCAUGAGAAAGAAAUUGAUACAGCAUUAGGAAUGGCACAUGAACAAGCAACUAAUAAAGGAGCGGAAUUAGGAAAGCAAGGAUUAUCUAAGUUGUAUCAGGCAGCUGUUGAGGGUCUUGUAAAGACUGGCUUUUAUACUUCUGACACGUCCACUAAUCAACCUUCGCCCAAUUCUACGCCCAAUUCUAAUGGAUAUAUUAAAGAAUAUAUUCAACAGAGUAGUUUAAGAACAAUGUUAUUUCGUAGGAGCAAUUCUUAA
Messenger RNA from Scutellospora calospora, 525 nucleotides. The record is from the annotation of a GenBank genome assembly. Lineage: Eukaryota; Fungi; Glomeromycota; Glomeromycetes; Diversisporales; Gigasporaceae.